CUACCUUUGAUUGUCAACAAUGCUAAUGUCUAGAGUAUAUGGACCGAAUUGCACAACUUAAAACUUAUUGGACCUAUUAGUAAUUAUGGAUUUAUUAAGUCUGGCAAAAAGUUAGUUAAAUAGGGAGUGGACUCUCUCAUUUUCAUAGACAUACCUCUCGCCUCUUGUUUUCCAGAUCGGAAAAGAAGAAAAAAAAAACAGAGACAAAAUGGCAGGAGCAUUUUCAUACGAAUCAUACAAUCAUUCCUCCGCCGCCGUCGCGCCAGCCACCGCCAUGGCGGCCCACUCGUCCUCAUCGCGGGGCUCCAGGAAGGCGGCUCUAAUCCUCCGGCUGCUGACGUUAGCCUGCCUAUUGAUAUCCCUGGUGAUCCUAACCACCAACACCGCCACGCUUCAAGUCAUCACCAACUUCUCCGCCGCCGGACCGACCCUCACCGGCAUCACCGUCCACUUCAAGGACAUCUACACUUACCGAUAUAUGCUGGGGGCGACGGUGGUGGGGAUGGCGUACACGAUGCUGCAAAUCGGCUUCGCGCUUUGUUCUAUCGCCACAGGGAGGGACGGAAGUCUCACCUUUGACUUCUACGGCGAUAAGGUGAUUUCGUACAUACUGGCGACGGGUUCGGCGGCGGCGUUCGGCGCGACGAGGGAUAUGAAGCCGUUGUUCGCCGGAGUUGGGAACGUUGACAAGUUUUUCAACAAGGGUUACGCUUCGGCGAGUCUGCUCCUCCUCGGUUUCGUCUGCACCGCGAUAUUAUCCGUGAUGUCCUCUUACGCCUUGCCCAAGAGAUAUUGAGAUAAUUAAUUUCUUAAUUAGUCAAUUGCAUACCUGUAACGCGAGUGGAGUAAACUAUCUAUUUGUUUUUAUUUGAUUAAACAGUUGUUAUGGGGUUGAUUAAUGUAUACUGUAACAUAAUUAAUUGUUGUGUGGUUUCCAAGGGAUGGUAUAUGGAUUUGUGUAAAUGAGAUUUCGGGGGUCACGCGUUUGUGUGUAUUACUAUAUUGGUGCAAGUAGUUAGUGGUUUUUCUAUGGAGAAAUUGGCAACGAGGAUGAGGUGUUUGGAUUUCUUUGUUUUCUUUUUGGGUCCGAGGAGAAUGGGACGACUUUGGGAGUGGGAAUUGACAAUUGACGAGCAUUAUUCCUUCGUUAACUCGGCGUAAUUAUUGACUUUGAAAUAAGAUUCAUAACUAAAAAUGACAAAAUCAAUUUAAUUAAUCCGAUUUGCUUAUUUCUAUCUGUUGUUGGCGUGAAUAUUCUGUUAUAACGUAGAAUACUUUCGUGUGUAUUACAAGCAUCCAUCCAACAUCAAUAAUUAACUCCCCACCCUAAAGUGAUAGUGCAAAAAAAUAAACGACGGAAGGUAGGAUCAGCUCUAUCCUCAUGAAACAAAAAUUAAACAUCUAA
Messenger RNA from Linum trigynum, 1405 nucleotides. The record is from the annotation of a GenBank genome assembly. NCBI's taxonomy places the organism in Eukaryota, Viridiplantae, Streptophyta, Magnoliopsida, Malpighiales, Linaceae.